AUGGCUUCUCGAGUUGAGCAGUUGCUUGCAAAGGCGACAUCCGACUGUAUCCCCGAGGAACCUCGUUCGCCUUCUGUCGCCCCUUCGCUUACCUACUCUGAGGACUCGGAAGAUCAAGAUGAACUGCAGCACCGCGAACCGCCACGCCGGCGGCGCGCUUCCACUAGGCUCAUUGCUCAAAGCGCUGCUGACAUCCAGAGAAUUACCGGCGAGUCUACUCAGCAAUUGAUCAACCGGUGUUGUGGCGGUGGAUGUUGCAUGAACUCGCAGAAGAAAAAGCAGGGCAUCGAAUACGAACGCGUCCCGCUUCCUGACAAUGACGCCUUCCGAUCAUUAAACCUCAAGAUCGACGAGAUUCCCACUGUCUUGACCAGCAUUACCGACCUGCCUGAACAGACUGCAUUCCUCGAGAAGCCCAUUCGACGCGUCUCAACGACCCCUUCACCCACGGAUUCGGGCAUAUCUCUUGGAAAUGAUGCAAACACCAACCCUGACAACUCAGUUACUCUUGAGAAGAGCUUUGAGAAUAUGGCUCUCGAGGAGCUCGAUACGUCAAUCCAGCCUCCCUCAUUCGUUCAGCCACACCCUCCGUACCACGUAUUUCCGGCCAAGAUCCACAACACCCGGGAGCUGACGAGACCGGGCGCCGAGAAAAGGACCUUCCAUUUCGACAUUGAUGUGACAGACUAUCCCGAUGAGGGCGGCCUGGACUUCAAGGUUGGAGGGGCCAUUGGUGUCUCUGCUCCAAACGACACUGCCGCGGUCGACGAUGUCCUCGACUUGCUUUCGGUCCCACGCUUCAUACGUGACAAGCCGGUCUUACUACGCACUGCGCGCGGCAGAUGGCCUACCGUUUGGGGUGACGACAAGGCGCGAGAAUUGGUCACCACUCGCAGAGACCUGUUGACUUGGUGCUCCGAUAUCCAAUCAUACCCACCCACAAAGCCUCUCCUACGCAUUCUUGCCGAGCACGCCAACGACCCCAACGAGAAGAAGAUUCUUAUGUUCUUGUGUUCCGGAGAAGGGCAAGGCGUCUUCUGUGACUUCCGCACUGGACCACACAUGUCUCUCUCUCAGCUCCUCAACGCCUUUCCCUCCGCGAAGCCUCCGUUGGACCUGUUACUCUCCGUUCUGCAGCAACUGAUGCCGCGUUUCUACUCCCUUUCGAACGACCCUCAUGAGUCGUUCGAGGUCAGGGAUGGGAAGCAACACCGAUUGGUCGAAAUCGCUGUUUCGGUCCAUGACACGGCCGACUGGAGACAGGGCUGCCGGACAGGCGUCGGCUCCGGCUUCUUCGAACGCCAGGCCCGGAAAUACAUGGCCCUUCAGCGGAGUGGAGAUAAGGCACCUCAGGUGCAUAUCCCUAUGUUCAAGGGCCUGAUGGCGAACCCGCUUGCGAAGCAGUUUGUGACUGAUGGACCGAUGCUCCUUAUUGGGGCUGGCGUCGGCAUCGCCCCAUUCCGUGGCUUCGUUCAGCGACGUCUGAAGAGCGCCAACUGCGCCAACAAGGUCUGGGUUCUACAAGGCGUUCGCGACUCGCUGGUCGAUGAGCUUUACAGUGGAGAAUGGGGAGUACACGAGGACGAGGUCAAGCGCGUGGUGCAGAGCCGACGUGGUGAGGGACAAUAUGUCCAAGAAGAGGUUGCCAACCAGGCCGAUCUCGUGUGGUACAUCAUCAACUCUGUCGACGGAAGAGUUUUUGUGUGCGGAAGCAGCAAGGGCAUGGGCGAAGGUGUCGAAGAGGCUCUGAUCAAAGUAGCCAUGGCCAAAGGCAAUCUGGAGCAUGACGAAGCGAAGAAUUUCUGGGACUUGAAAAAAGAAGUCGGACAGUAUAUCGCCGAAACCUGGUAA
Molecule: messenger RNA, 1851 nt
Organism: Anthostomella pinea
Lineage: Eukaryota; Fungi; Ascomycota; Sordariomycetes; Xylariales; Xylariaceae
Source: the annotation of a GenBank genome assembly